Molecule: messenger RNA, 6233 nt
Organism: Etheostoma cragini (Arkansas darter)
Lineage: Eukaryota; Metazoa; Chordata; Actinopteri; Perciformes; Percidae
Product: potassium voltage-gated channel subfamily KQT member 4
Exons: 15
Coding region: 868-2973 (701 amino acids)
Biological process (GO): potassium ion transport; transmembrane transport
Cellular component (GO): membrane
Molecular function (GO): voltage-gated potassium channel activity
Source: RefSeq, a predicted model, not a curated record
AAUAAAAGUUAUCAACUCUCUCAGAAAUGUCCUCAUUCUUCCGGGAAAGCUUUAUUAACAAGAACAUCCUUGUCUGGCCAUCCUCGCCCCGUCACUGCGUGCAUCCCGUCCUCGCCUCUCGCCAGCCUUUCUCUUUCUUUCUGAAUGUCAACUCACCAGAAAGAGACUUUUCAUCUUUGUUAGCUUUUACAACACCAGAUUUGAACUUUGGCAAGCGUUUAUUCGGCUUUAAGAGUUUGUCGUCUGCGAUUCUUGACAUCACACUGAUGGUGUUCACUGCUGCGCUCUGCACCCCGCCUGCCGGAGCGCAGGAUCGCUGGACCAGAAAGACGCACAGGGAGGGGAGAGCAGGCUGAUGCUAGCGGCUGUGGCGAGUCUCACAUAGUCAAUUAGACGAUUAGCUUAGGCGAACUUGCUGAAAGACUGUAGUUGGAUAUAGUUGGUUUGGAGGACACAGAUCCAUCCUUGUUUAAAGAGUAUUUAUGGUAAUAUGCUUUAUUGAUUGAGGUCAGUUUGGUCUAUUUCUGCAAAGUGAUGACAGGUUUUUCGUUGUGUUCUUGGACUUAGUGCAUGUGUCAUUACUUCUCUGCACCCCGCUAAUCUGACUCUUAACAAUGAUCGCUGAAUGUCACGUUUCAGUGCGUCACACUUGUCCAAGCAUUGGGAAUCUGUUCUUUUGCGAUCUCGAUUUGAUUUACAGAUAACUUUGAAAUCUUGAGUUAUAAAACCUAGGCUGAAAAAUAGCAUGGAUGAUAUUCAGCAUACUCAUGCGGUUUGACCGGUUGUCUAGUUUAGUCCACUUUAUGUCCAGACGGACUAUGACUUGGUCAAAACUUUGCUCUGCGCUAGUUUAAUUGUGCCAGAUCGAUGUUAGGAAGUCCGUCAAACAACGGCGGCAUCAGAAUGCUGGUGCCCACGGAUCCGAACGAGGAGAGGCGGGUAGAGUUUGUGGCUCUCACCGCUGUCCACACGGAGAGAAGUGAACCGUCCAGCCCGGAGCGCGGACACCCGUCUCACCGCACAGGUCUGCUGGGCACCCCGCUGCCCGGGCCGCCCGGACCCCGGGCCAACCCGUCCGCUUCAAACAAACGCUGCAGAAAGUUGCAAAACUGCAUGUACAACGUGCUGGAAAGACCAAGAGGAUGGGCAUUCAUCUACCAUGCAUUCAUUUUUCUGCUGGUGUUCAGCUGCUUGGUGUUGUCUGUGUUCUCCACAAUCCCCGACCACCAGAAGUUUGCCAACCAAAGCCUUUUCAUCCUGGAGUUUGUGAUGAUCGUGGUGUUUGGCUUGGAGUACUUCAUCAGGAUCUGGGCGGCUGGCUGUUGCUGCAGAUACCGAGGAUGGCAGGGACGGCUGAGAUUUGCCAGAAAGCCCUUCUGUGUCAUAGACUUCAUAGUAUUUGUGGCAUCACUGGCAGUAAUAGCAGCUGGGACGCAAGGCAACAUUUUCGCCACGUCAGCCCUGCGCAGCAUGCGUUUUCUGCAAAUCUUGCGUAUGGUUCGUAUGGACCGAAGGGGAGGCACCUGGAAACUACUGGGCUCAGUGGUUUACGCUCACAGCAAGGAGUUGAUUACCGCCUGGUACAUAGGUUUCCUGGUCCUCAUCUUCGCCUCCUUUCUUGUCUACCUGGCAGAGAAAGACAUCAACUCAGACUUUAACACCUAUGCAGACUCCCUCUGGUGGGGGACUAUUACUCUUACAACCAUUGGCUAUGGUGACAAGACCCCGCGUACCUGGCAAGGACGGCUUCUCGCUGCCGGCUUCGCUCUUUUGGGAGUCUCCUUCUUUGCCCUGCCUGCUGGAAUUCUGGGGUCAGGCUUUGCCUUAAAGGUUCAAGAGCAGCACAGGCAGAAACACUUUGAAAAGAGGAGGAUGCCUGCUGCCAACCUCAUACAGGCUGCAUGGCGUCUCUACUCUACAGAUGCCAAACACUCCUAUCUGACAGCUACAUGGUACUUCUAUGACAGCAUGUUGCCUUCCUUCAGAGAACUGACGCUACUGUUCAGUCACCUCCAGCGACAGCGUAACACCAAGAAGGUUCUUCACAACUCCUACCACACGCUGCUGUCUGGGCUGCGGCCCUACAGCUCCCCCUACCUGUCAGGGGACAGUCAACUCCUUCCUAAAAAACGGGGUCUCUUCCGGAUUCACGCUGGCCGCAAGCAGAGCAGUAAAAUAGGCUUCCGGGAUCGGAUUAGGAUGAACAAUUCCAGAUCAUCUCAAAACAUUAGGAACAAGGCCUCACCGCUGCCCCCAGGGUCUGGUGUCCGCUGCUCUCCCAGCCAGGAGAACGUCCCCGAUGCCACCAGCCCGGGGAAGGUCCAGAAGAGCUGGAGCUUUAAUGACCGCACACGUUUUCGCACCUCUCUUCGGCUCAAACCACGCCCACCUGUUGAUGUAGAGGGUGUCGGGGAGGACAGUGUUGAAGACAGACCAUUUUGUGACGUAGCAAUGGAGGAGGUAAUCCCAGCAGUGAAGACACUCAUACGGGCUGUCAGGAUAUUAAAGUUCCUUGUGGCCAAGAGGAAGUUUAAGGAGACGCUGCGUCCGUAUGAUGUGAAGGACGUCAUAGAGCAGUACUCUGCUGGACACUUGGACAUGCUGGGCCGUAUCAAGAGCCUGCAGAUGCGGGUGGACCAGAUAAUUGGGCGGGGAAACAUUCAGCCCGAUAAGAAAGCACGCUCUGAAAAGGGAGAGAAGACGCCGCCAGAACUGGACCCACUGGAUGAGCUAAGCAUGAUGGGACGUGUAGUCAAGGUGGAGAAACAGGUACAGUCUAUAGAGAACAAGGUGGACCUCUUGCUCAGCUUCUACUCCCAGUGCCUAAAGAAAGGCUCGUCUCACUUCACGCUGUCUUCCCUCCUGGACCCCGACUUGACAUCUGACUACCACAGCCCCACGGACCAAAGAGACCUCUCCCCCUCCGCUAACACACUAAACAUCUCUGAGAGCGGCAACUUGGAUUCACAGUGAGCUGAGAAGUCUCUAGGUUGUCCGAACAUAGACACGCAAUCCUACAGUGUGUCUUCCCGGCGGCUGAGUCCUCACUUUAAUUAGUUCAACCUUAAUGUCAUCAAUCAUUUCAUUUCUGUCCGGGAUGAUUUGCACCCUUCCAUCUUAAAUCUGCACCCUCACCCUUUUUUUUCCUGAAGUGAAUGUGUUUCCAGAGCUGAUACAGACGGAGGUCACCAGAUGGCUUCACCAAGGAGCCUCAGCCAAAGCUGCUCACCGCACACGCCUCUCAUCCCACUAGAUGGAGAUGAAGAGAGGGAUGAACAACUAUAACUUGACUACUGAACUACUUUCACCCACUCACAUCAUGCUAUUUAUCUAUGCCUCCCUUAAUGCUUCAACUGUACAUUAUCAGACUAUGAAUUUUUGUAAAUCGUAGAAGAAAUCUUUGGAGAAAUCCUGUCUUCAUCAUCAUUUCUUUUCUUUCUUGGCUGCUUGAAUCAACCGACUGAAAAUUUGCCGACUCACUUGACAUAAACAUUGCUGCAAGUGCCAUGCCAGUCAUUUGUUCAGUACCUUAGGAUGGCUCUGGUGAAUGUAAUAGUUCCUACCUGCAAAUUUCGCACCACCGGAGGAAUGAUUAAGCACCAAAGGAGCUUCAACACAGAAAUAAUCUGCUCCCUCGGACCUGGACGUGCAGAUUGGGCUGACAGCCACCUCGCCAAAACACCGAAACUCUACGGUACACUUUCCUGCCCAAACCAGGGACUUUUAAAUGUGUAAAUCCUGUUAUAUUUGCCCAAACUUGUCACGUGAAAACAGAGCUGGAAGAACGCCUUGGAGUGACUGAUAUGUACUGUACUUUGUUGUUUGUUUUCAUCUCCAUUCCUUCUCUCAGACAUUCUGUCUCCAACAAGCCCACUUGCAAAAAAAACAACAUUAUUCCCUUUUUGGCUGGCAUUCAAGUGAGGAAUGUUCCUAUUUAUUUAGGAUUUAAUAGAGCCAAAAUGUCCUUUCACAGGUCCCUUCUUUGCAAUGUUUCAAAGGUGACUUUAUCUCCUUGAGUAUUUUAGUAACCUAACUUUGUUUUUAAAAUGCCCUUUAAACUUCUCUGUCUUGCAGCCCUACCCCCUCCCAGGCAUGCAUGUUACUGUAGAUAAAACCUCAUUGAUCCUCAGUCAGAAGCUAGAUAUUUAGAUCAUAUUUUCCUGCACUGCUACUCAUCACGCAGGUCUAGCCUUAGGUCAGGUUCACUAUGUCAGAUGUCAGCCUUUCUUAAAGGAGGAUAGUUUUCCUUCUUACAGUCAUCAGAUGGCAUGCAAUCUUGCAGUUAGCAGAUAUGAACAUGAUGUAGAAAUAUUUCUGGCCAGUUUUUAAGUUUUUUGAAAAGACUGUAAGCGUAUGGGUCUGAUGCAAGAAUUCCAGGCCAUUAUCCUCACGAAUGCAUGUGUCUUAAGGAAAUGGUUCCAGCCGUACAGCUUCACUACAGACAGUCAGGGAGCUCUGUCUUCUCUGGUUCAUGUUUGGAGAUGUUUGAUACACAGUUAACGCUCUGUGGACAAAACUGGAGAGUGCAAAAAUGUGUGCACACACGCGCACGCACACGCACACACACACACACACACACACACACACACACACACACACACACACACACAAUAGUAAACAUUUCCUUUACUUAAAUACUGUACUUUGGCACUUGACACAGUUUUGUCUUUUUAUCUUUGAUAUGCAUUCAAUUUUGUGUAACCCUUAAUGGCAAAAUUCUGUUUUUUUUAAUUAUUUUGGUUGUCAAAGUGAAUGUAGAAUUUAAGUUAAUAUAUUUAAUUCUGUUAUAUACAUUAUCUUUAAAUAGAUGUAGCAUUUGUUGUCAAGUUGAUCAGGUUCACAUUGAGCACCUCGCAGAGAUCAAAUGUAUAUUUUUUUAACGUCAUCAGAUAAUUGCUACCAGCUUCAACACAGAAAACAUUUGGCAUGCUGUACGGCCAGUGAAAACGGUUCUUCUGUCCCUGCAAGUGAUUCAUUUUUUCCAGUCAAACCAGUUGACUCAGGUGCUCCACUUUUCCAUUGAAGCCAAGCCUAGACGUUAAACAGUGAAUGUUCUUCAUUGGUUGGUCUAUUUAGGAUCUGAUGCCAUGAGGAAUAAAAUGGCACUUCAGCACUUGCUUCAGUUUUUGCAUUCAUUUCAUAGAGAAAUGCCAGCAAGCUUUAUUCUUAGGCCUACACUAUAGCAAAGACUUAUUAGAAACAUUGUUAGACUGAACAGUGCUUCACUUUAUUGUCAUUGUAUUGUCCGGAAUGUUGAGCUUCGUGUACGUGUGAGACCCCUGUAAUGCAUGUUGUAGUUAGUGGUGGCUCCAGCAUUAGAAGAACAAGAUAUUGAGUCAAGAUAUGAGAGGAAAUGACCUGUGCCUUCAAUGUCUUCAUUCUGUAACUGAUAUGGUGUGGCUUUUUGUCUCAUACUUAAAUAUUAAUUGUGCUUUAAAGAAAAGUGUUUGAUAGGGGUAUCACAUGAUGAUAGCCAUGCUCUUUUUGUUUGUAAAUCCUUGAUCUAACUAAAGAAACACCAUCAAAAUAGUUCUGAAAAUGUACUUUUUAGGGCAUUAGUAUUUUAUGACUGCUGCAACCUUUGAUAUUUUCUGAGAAUAUUACUGUUUGUUUAGCAUAUCAUUGUAACUCAGCCUGUACCUCGACACCCUUACUGUAUUUUAACACCAGUCAGAUCAGAAGGCAUGGACAUUUGUUUCACCACAAUAAACUCCGGAGGCAUGCUUUCUUGUCACAAGCAUGUCACAUAGAGAAGUAUGGCUUCCACUCAACUACCUCUGAGGCCACUAGGGGGCGCUAGUCUAGAAAACCAAGUAUGAGAAACAGUAACUGAUUGUCUAAGUGACUGAAUGCUAUGCAUGACUCAAUCUGCACGCUUUUUUCCCCUCUGUUCUUCGUCAUGAUGCCCGACCAACCAUCCAUCAUUCACAGACUUGCUGUCGUUUGACAUUCCAGCUCGUUGCCCUUUAACUGCUCUCUUAAGUAUUGGAACUGUUGUUAAAAUGAAACUGAUCAAAGCAAUAAGCAAAAUGCAAAAGCUUACAAAGUCUUCCAAUUCAAAUUGAUUGUAGCUACUGUUUGAUGAAAUAUUUAGUUUAUCUUAUUUUCUAAUCUAAUGCACACAUCUCUUGAUCUUUUAAGGAGAUACAAAAAUGUUUAUCUGCUGAGGAUAAAAUUAGCUCACUUGACUAACUUAUUAAUUUAUUUGUUUCAAUAAAGCUAUUUGGACUGUA